Molecule: messenger RNA, 1617 nt
Organism: Ruditapes philippinarum (Manila clam)
Lineage: Eukaryota; Metazoa; Mollusca; Bivalvia; Venerida; Veneridae
Product: glutamate receptor ionotropic, kainate 2-like
Exons: 7
Coding region: 85-1602 (505 amino acids)
Biological process (GO): monoatomic ion transport; synaptic transmission, glutamatergic; modulation of chemical synaptic transmission
Cellular component (GO): plasma membrane; postsynaptic membrane
Molecular function (GO): transmitter-gated monoatomic ion channel activity involved in regulation of postsynaptic membrane potential; glutamate-gated receptor activity
Source: RefSeq, a predicted model, not a curated record
GUACACAGGUAGCCACCAAAACUGGCAGCGUAUCGACAAAUCUUGUCAGUAUCAUACCUGGAUAAUUCACAAUACAGAAACAAAAUGGCUGUUAACAAUGUUUGUAUCAUUUGGCUAGGUUUAUUUCUUGGAUUAUUAGAUGUUUCUACCGCUCUGGUGAAAACGAACAUAUCAGUGGUAUCUAUCAAGCACGCUCCGUAUCUGUACACGACUGAUGAUGGAGAAUAUACUGGAUAUAUCCCUGACAUAUUGGACCAUUUGGCACAGGUGGUCGGCUUUAAUUACACCUUAUACGAAAGCCCUGAUAGAAAGUAUGGUACACUGGUCAACGGCACAUGGUCUGGAAUGAUGAAAGAAAUUGAAGAUGGUAUAGCGGACUUGGGAGGUCUUAUGACAGUUACUUAUACGCGAUCUCAAUUUGUGGAAUUUUCAUAUCCGGUUGAAUACCUUGGACCAGCGAUAGUUAUGAAGAGACCAGAUAGGGACCGACCAUCUUUACAAGAAAAUCUAGCUAAGCUUCUUGCGCCACUCGAGUUCUCUGUAUGGCUGAUGUCUAUUCUUGCUCUCCUGGUCACCGGCACCGUUUUGUAUAUCAUAUCACAUUUCAACCCAUAUGAGUGGAGAAGAAUGUCGAAAGAUCGGGAAGCAACUAUAAGGGAAGCAGAGUCCUUCACGUGUCUCAAUUCAUUCUUCUUUGUUGUUAGCACUCUCAUGUGGCAAGGUUAUGUCCGUGCGCCACGGUCUGUCGGUGCACGUGUUGUGGUCGUAUCAUGGUGGUCUUUUACUGUUGUCCUCCUGUUGUCUUACACUGCCAGUCUUACAAACUAUCUCGGUGCAACACCAGAGCCAUUUGCUGUCCAGGGAUAUUCGAAAAUUAGAAGUUUUAGAGACCUGGCAGCUAACAAAGAGAUAAGGAUUGGAGUAAUUCCAACUGGGGCAACCGAGGCCAGAUAUAGAGAUUCCAAAUCGGAUACUGACAUAAAAAUCUACGAGAAAAUUGUAAAAGACAGGCAGUAUCAAAAUGAAUCCGGACACAUUCCAGCUAAUGUAGAGGAGUUGGAAACCUAUUUACGACAAAGGACAUAUUCCGACUAUGCUCUGCUUCUAGAGUCUCCAACAGCUAAAUUUAUUGCAAACAAAAAACCAUGUGAUCUUUACAUGAUAAGUGGUGGAAUUAUAACAAGUCAUCAAGCUUUUGCUAUGGCGAAGGGGUCUACUUUGAGAGGACCGAUAGAUCUAGCGUUGAUGAAGCUUCAUCAGUCUGGGGAACUUGCAGCUAUAGAACAAAGAUGGUUUGGCUCACUAUGUAAAGAAUCAGUAUAUCAAGUAGAUGAAAGCAUACAUGCUGAGAUGCCGGAAUUUAAUCCUCUUGAUCUAGGAACAUUUUCAUCAGCGCUGCUUAUCAUCGUAGCUGGCAUUGUUCUUGGUGGAUUUAUUUCUAUAAUUGAAAUAUGUAUCUACAAGUGGGCAGAAACUCGCGUUGACGACGAGGAUGAAGUGGAACCGAUCAGCAGCAACCGUAACAGCAAAAUUUAUGAACCGGAAACAGGAGAUCGUCUGCUUAACCAAGAUAGCAAACGGGGCGGAGCAACACAAGUGUAGAAAUUAUAUGGCGCC